CUGUUUAGUUUACUCCAUUCCAUUCCAUUCAACACUCAACCUAGUCGUCUACUACAGGUAACGACGGUGUCUAUGGUAAUCGAGUGACACGAAUUCUGAAGUCUUUGCAGUAAGUUGUAUUCCACAAAAUUAACAAGACGAAAUGAAGAUAACCUUUGCCAUAGCCUUGCUGGCAGCAGCGGUUUUCAAGGAAUCGCAACAACAAUCCUGUUUUCAGCCCUUCGAAGGACACCAGCCCAGUCGAAGCGGACACGCCGACUUGUAUUCGGGACAACAGGAAUUUUCCCUUAAUUUGCUGAACGCCAUUAACAAAGUGUUGCCAAAUGAAAAUUUGUUCUUCUCGCCCUAUUCCACCUAUCAUGCCUUGCUUAUGGCGUACUUCUUGUCGGGAAAGCAGACGGAGCAGUACUUGAAAAAAGUCCUAAGACUGAAUCCAACACAGGAAAAAUCCGACAUUUACGCCGCUUACAAAACCGACAAACUUCUGACGCAAAUUCUCUCCAGGGAUCUUCCGUACGAAUUCAACAGCGCGAAUAAAUUCUACGUGGAACAGAAGGUGCCUGUGAAAGAGUGCAUAUUCUAUGAUUUCCCCCAAGAACUGGAACGAAAGGAUUUCGCUACCAGUCCGGAAGCAGCAAGAGUUUCUAUUAACAAUUGGGUGGAAAACAUAACGCACCACAUGAUUAAAGAUCUCCUACCUCCGGGAACCAUUGACGCUCAGACCGAUCUGGUGCUGGUUAAUGCAGCCUAUUUCAAAGGAUUGUGGGAGAAUAAAUUCCCCCCGGAAGCUACUAAACCAGACGUGUUCUACGUCAGUCCCACUAAGCAAAUUACAGUGCAAAUGAUGCACGUUGAGGGCACUUUUAAACACGAUGUUUCCGAAACUCUUAGAGCCCACAUCUUGGAGAUGCCCUACCAAGGAGGCAACAUAAGCAUGUACAUCAUCUUACCGCCGUGGUCUAACACCGAGAAUUCCAUUGAAGCUACCUUGAAAAAAUUGACCCUCGAAAACUUCAAAUCCAUUGUCGACAACGAACAUUUAAUACCCAAAACGGUGCAAGUGGCUUUCCCCAAAUUUUCUUUAGAAACCACAUUGGAAAUGACUCCGAUUCUAGAUUUCUUGGGUGUGGGCAACCUGUUUACGUCGAACGCGGACUUUAGCGAGCUCACGUCGAAAAAAGUCUCCCUGGGUGAAGGGGUACAUAAAGCAAGGAUCGAAAUCAACGAGCAAGGAUCUCAAGCUGCCGCGGCUACGUCCUUCUUUACGUUUAGAAUGAUGGGAGACGAAGACGAUAUCGUCAACGUUACGUGCAAUAAGCCAUUCAUUUAUUUCAUUUACAACCGCAAAGCGAAGACAGUUUUGUUUAGCGGCUUGUUGAAAUCACCCCCAUCCAAUCAAUAGAUGUAUAAUUAAAAUUAGAGGCGAAAUAUUUGUGAUAUAUUUUUAUGCGGAGCGUUUUGGUAGUUACAAAUGAUUUGCGGAUAGGAAAGAUGUUUAAAUGGAGGCUGGAAAUCACAUGCAUGCAAGGAAAGUUAAAGCAUUCUUGUUGAAGAGAUUCGCCAAUUUAAAAUAUUUGCUUCCAAGAAUAGGAGAAGUUUGAAAGUUGCAGAGAGGGUUUGAAAAGUUUGAAAAAAUCGCAAUUGGAAGUUCUUAUUCUUUCCACCAAGGUGCAAAUUAAUUGUUGCUAAAGUAUGCCUGAUCCUUUAUUUUCUUCUUUCCUACCCUUUGUUAUCGUCAUUUUUAUGUUUCAUUUUGCUCGUUAAUGUACCGAUGUUAUAAAAUGUACAUUGAGUACGUUUGAUUGUUAAGAAUUUACGAUUUGUUUAAAAAAAUAACAGAAUAGGUUACAAGAAAUCAAAAUGCUCUGUAUGAAAUAAUAAAUAGUUACGAAUUUCCUAAUCAAAUAGUACCUAGGUAUAUUUUUAAAAAUAACUUUAAUUUUAAUCAAGCCACAAUGGCUGUAGUAGGAUCUUGAAUCUCUUUUAUUUAAAUGAUUUAAAUUCUAAUCGUUUAUUUAGAUACAUCAUUAAAUAUUCACAUCUAAUUUUUCAUUCAUACAGCACUUAACAGUAGUACAAGAACUGCUCAUUUGAAACAACGGUUUAGCAGAUUCAUCAGAUUAAAAAAUAGCAUCUGUUUAGUUCAUUAAAAAGUCCUUUCUGUUAAAACUCUAUUCAUAUAAUUUACGAUUCGACAAGGGUGCAGUUAGCAAAAUAAUAUAAUUAAAUUUAAAAUGCCUCGUUAGAGGAUUUAUAAUUAGGUCUGCAUCACAAUUACGGGUAACGUUAAGUACCUACAUACAGUAGACCAAAAAAGUAUUCGUACAGUUGCAUUAUGUUCUGGAAGUCCGCGUUCAGUAAACAGAAACAAGAAGUAACUAGCAAAUUAAAAUCUACAUUUCAAGACUAUUCUUGCAAUCAUUAAUUAACAUUGUUAUUAAAAAUGUAAAAUAAAAAAAAACGAAAAAUGUUUGCUUUAUCCCCAAAAUAAGUAUUCGUACAGCAACGUUUUAUCAAUUUCUUCACUCUGUAGAUAUUAAAUUGUUUAUUGUUUUCGC
Messenger RNA from Phyllotreta striolata, 2558 nucleotides. The record is from the annotation of a GenBank genome assembly. NCBI's taxonomy places the organism in Eukaryota, Metazoa, Arthropoda, Insecta, Coleoptera, Chrysomelidae.